Messenger RNA from Aspergillus versicolor CBS 583.65, 783 nucleotides. RefSeq lists its product as uncharacterized. Lineage: Eukaryota; Fungi; Ascomycota; Eurotiomycetes; Eurotiales; Aspergillaceae. The transcript has 3 exons. The record is from RefSeq and is a predicted model, not a curated record. Bases 251 to 688 code for a protein of 145 amino acids.
GCUGAGGUAUUGGCGUCAAGACUUGCCAGGAUUUCUUGUCAUGGUGGUGUGGAGUAAAAACAGGAGAUAUACUGCGAAUCCGAAAAUCAAACAGGAUGAGGUCGAGUCGCCGGCCUAUAAAGUGUUAAUGUGGCACGUUGACAGCGGCGGAAGGAUUCGUGGGCAUUUGUGCGUAGACUGUGAUGUGGUAGUUCCGGCCGGAUUUGGGGAAACCAGCGCGUAAUACAGCGACGGAUGCCGAGCACGAGGCAUGAGCUGGAUAAGCCGGGGAGACUUUAAUUUCUCGACCUGCUACCCCUCCCCACCCCCGUACUCUCGCGUCUCAGUCUCUUCUUCCUCUCGCCUCGCUCUCACGGCCGACACCAGCCCUCGGCUUGCUGCAACGAUCGCGCUGACCUGUACAUAUCUUCUCUUCGUCGUCCCUCUCUCGCCACCGUCUUUUCUGUGCUGUUUUGCCCUUCCAAUUGUGUUCCCUUCCACGCGCCGUCAGUCGCUGGUUUCCCUUAUCGCUGAUUCACUGUGGGGUUUGGGUCUUCCACUAUCUCUGGGUGGGUACAACUUGGCCCGAUCAUCCACUUGCUCCUCAUCACGACAAUCAACUCCCUCAUCACCUCGCUUCUUCCCUAUAUCUCUAACCCUCGACUCCUGCCUUGUCCCAUGCGGUACUGACGCGCUUGUUUUAGUAUAGACUGAUUGAACUUUGGAGCUCGAGUUGAGCAUUUCAUUACAAGCUACCGGGCUUCUACAACGACCAGUCAAAAUAUGCGGCCUUGAUUUCGAAGC